AAGGAAAAGUAAGAAAUAGCUUAACCACCAUAGGUUAGGUCUUACUAUAGCCUAUAAAUAUCUUUUCCCAUUAACCUUCCCAAGCUUCAAAAACAGCUGUCACACAGAGAAAACAUAUGAAAAAUGUUUCUUUUCUUGAAAUCUUCGUCAAGAUCAGUGCAUGAGGAACAUCAAGAACAGGUGGAGUACUUAUCCAAGAGUACCCAAGGCCCCUGCACAUCACUAACAGUGUGGAGAAAAUCACUUAUAGUUAACUGUAAUGGGUUUACCGUGAUUGAUUCCGAUGGAAAUCUUGUUUAUCGAGUCGACAACUACAUGGGACGCCCCAAGGAACUCAUUCUUAUGGACGGCUCUGGAAAGUCCAUCCUGACAAUGCGACGUGGCAAGAACCUUGGACUGGUAGAUACCUGGCUUGUCUAUCGAGGGGAGGUAGAUGACUAUUGUACAUCAUCAACACCAUCAGAAAAGCCCAUUUUCUAUGUAAGGAAGAGAAUUAACAUCUUACAUGCCAACCCUAAUGUGCUAGCAUAUGUAUAUCGCCGGUCGUCAGACAAAAGGUAUGCUUAUAUGAUUGAAGGAUCGUAUUCACAGAGAUCAUGUAAAGUGCUAGAUGAGACAAAGAGGGUGGUGGCAGAGAUCAGGAGAAAGGAUGCAAUUAUUGGGGGCAUUUCUUUAGGCCUAGAUGUUUUUCUGUUGAGAGUACAGGCAGGACUUGAUCCUGGAUUUGCAAUGGCUCUGGUUCUUUUGCUGGAUCGAAUGUUUUCUUAGGUUUCCAAUUCUUUGUUAGGUGUAUUUACUUAUUUAUUUUUAUGAGAACUAAUCAUAUGCUUGUUUUCAAGCCGAAGCUACCUUUGUAAUGAUCUGCUAAUACAGCGUCAAGUUCCAUGUAAAUAUACAUAAAUAUGGACUUAACAGAGAAAGCAAUGAAUUAAAGUCGAUUGAAGCCUUUUGCCAUUUAA
Molecule: messenger RNA, 959 nt
Organism: Theobroma cacao (cacao)
Lineage: Eukaryota; Viridiplantae; Streptophyta; Magnoliopsida; Malvales; Malvaceae
Product: LURP-one-like protein (DUF567)
Source: RefSeq, a predicted model, not a curated record